GCCAGCGGGUUAAAUAAAUAGCCGGGCUCAGGGCAGGUGUUUCCUUCUUGGCUUGCGAAAGGGCUGCACGAGGCGGCCUCAGCUUCGCUGCCUGCGACUUCCUGCCCGCCUCCAGCCAGAGCAGGGGCGAAAACAGUCCUUCCCUCUCUCUGUUUCGGUUCCCGCCCCAGCGAGGGGAGGCGGCCCGGCUGCUCCUCCUGCCCCGUCGCCGCUGGGAGUCCCAGAGCAGGGCGGCGUCGGCUGGGGAGCCGCCAUGGCGUUGCUGCUGCUGCCGGAGCCUCUGAGCGCGGCGCAGCUGCGGCGCCUGGAGCAGCACCGCUACAACGCGUCCGGGCGCUCGCUGCUGGAGCCGCCGCUGCAGCGCUAUUGGGCCUGGCUGGUGGAGCGCACGCCGGCCUGGCUGGCUCCCAACGCCAUCACCCUGGGCGGCCUCGUCCUCAACUUGCUCCCCACGCUCGCGCUCAUCGCCUACUGCCCCAGCGCCCACCAAGAGGCUCCUCCCUGGGUAUUCCUCUCAUGUGCAUUAGGACUAUUUGCUUACCAGUCCCUGGAUGCUAUUGAUGGGAAGCAAGCCAGAAGAACCAACAGCAGCUCUCCUUUGGGAGAACUCUUUGACCAUGGCUGUGACUCUAUUUCUACAGUUUUCAUUGGUAUUGGAGCCUGCUUAGCAGUUCGUCUAGGAACAAACCCAGACUGGCUGUUCUUCUGUUGCUUUAUUGGAAUGUUCCUGUUUUAUUGUGCUCACUGGCAAACCUAUGUUUGUGGCAUGCUAAAGUUUGGCAAAGUCGAUGUAACUGAAGUACAGAUAGCCGUAAUUAUACUCUUUUUGAUAUCUGCAUUUGGUGGAACAACAGUGUGGGACACUAAGCUUCCUGUGCUGGAUCUAAGACUGAAGAUGAUUCCUGUUGCUGGAAUAGUGGGUGGAGCAAUAUUUUCCAGUUACAAUUAUUUCAGAGUAAUAUUUGGAGGCGGCGUGGGGAAGAAUGGCUCUACAAUAGCAGGAACAAGUGUUCUGUCACCAGGCCUUCAUAUAGGGUUGAUUAUUACUUUGGCAAUAAUGAUCUAUAAAAAAUCUACAACGCAACUAUUUGAAAAGCAUCCUUGCCUCUAUGUCUUAACAUUUGGAUUUGUGAGUGCCAAAAUCACACAAAAGUUGGUGAUUGCACACAUGACCAAAAGUGAAAUCUUCCUACAAGAUACUGCAUUUAUUGGGCCUGGCCUCUUGUUUCUAGACCAGUACUUCAACAGUUUUAUCGAUGAAUAUAUCAUUCUGUGGAUAGCACUGUUCACAUCCUUGAUUGAUUUACUGAGAUACUCUACUGGGUUAUGCAAACAGAUUGCAGCUCACCUUCACAUACACGUCUUCAAAAUCUCAACUCAUCAAGCUCCUGAACAGGUACAAGUUGUUUCUCCACUGAGCCAUCAGAAUAACAUGGACUGAAGAGAUUUGCGAACAGUUGCCAUCUCUUGCUGUUGCUGUUAAGAGAGAAAAAAAUGCUGAUCAAAUGUAACAUUUUGUAUCAUAGUGUUCUGACUUGCUGAAUAUAAAUGGUAAAUGUUUAAUUUUUCUAUUUAAAUGUUGUUUUAAAAUGUCACUGAAUUUUUCCAUAAAUCAGUAUUAACACUUA
This is a messenger RNA of Podarcis raffonei (Aeolian wall lizard), 1628 nucleotides long. RefSeq names its product choline phosphotransferase 1 (gene CHPT1). The record is from RefSeq and is a predicted model, not a curated record. Lineage: Eukaryota; Metazoa; Chordata; Lepidosauria; Squamata; Lacertidae. The transcript has 9 exons. Gene Ontology annotation, biological process: phosphatidylethanolamine biosynthetic process. Gene Ontology annotation, molecular function: diacylglycerol cholinephosphotransferase activity; ethanolaminephosphotransferase activity. Gene Ontology annotation, cellular component: endoplasmic reticulum membrane; Golgi apparatus. The coding region runs from base 254 to 1441 and encodes 395 amino acids.